UCGUCACAUGAAUGGUUGUCUAUUAAAUUGUUCAAAAACUAUCUGGAGUUGUCAAGGCUCGGGCGGACAGAGCAGCGAAAAAGUGCAGUUUGUUGAUGGUUUUUUUUCCGCCCCCCCUCCUCCUCCUCCCAAGAAGCAGGAGAAGUUUUGUGGACACAACAUAGCAGGGACCUUUUGGGAAAAGCCUCUCCGCCGCGCACACUCACACGCUGACUCGGUGACACACGCUCGGAGGGGAAAGGGGAGAGAGAAGGGAGAGUGUGUGGAGACGAGACCUGAUGCUUGUUUUUGUCCAGAGAAAAGUUGCCGACAAGACCGACAGGUAACUUUUUACGCAGCAGUCCUGCGCUCCGCUCUCUGUCCGCCUCCCGGCUCGGUGGAGUUUGUCCUUCUUUUUUUCUUUUUCUUUCUCCCCCUCGGCUCGGAAGCUCCGACUGAACGCUGUUCCUCAUGUAUAACAUGAUGGAGACUGAACUGAAGCCCCCCGCUCCCCAGACCAACACGGGGGGCACGGGGAACACCAACGCCCCCGGGAACGGCCCGAACCAGAAAAACAGCCCGGAGCGCGUCAAGAGACCCAUGAACGCCUUCAUGGUGUGGUCCCGGGGCCAGAGGAGGAAGAUGGCGCAAGAAAACCCCAAAAUGCACAACUCCGAAAUAAGCAAGAGGCUGGGCGCCGAGUGGAAACUUCUGUCGGAGAGCGAGAAGAGACCGUUCAUCGACGAAGCCAAGCGGCUGAGGGCCCUGCACAUGAAGGAGCACCCGGAUUACAAAUACCGGCCCCGGCGGAAAACCAAGACCCUCAUGAAGAAGGACAAGUACACCUUGCCCGGCGGGCUGCUGGCCCCUGGAGGGAACGGGAUGGGCACUGGAGUCGGCGUGGGAGUGGGGGGCGGACUGGGCGGCGGGGUGAACCAGCGGAUGGACAGCUAUGCGGCGCACAUGAACGGCUGGACCAACGGGGGUUACGGGAUGAUGCAGGAGCAGCUGAGCUACCAGCACCCGGGUCUGAACGCGCACAACCCCAGCCAGAUGCAGUCCAUGCACCGGUACGACAUGAGCGCCCUGCAGUACAACUCCAUGACGAGCUCCCAGAGCUACAUGAACGGCUCCCCGACGUACUCCAUGUCCUACUCCCAGCAAAGCACGCCGGGGCUGACCGCCCUGGGCUCCAUGGGGCCCUCCUCGGUGGUCAAGUCCGAGUCCAGCAGCUCCAGCCCGCCCGUCGUCACCUCGUCGUCCCACCGGGCCGCCCCGGGCUGCCAAAGCGGCGAUCUGAGGGACAUGAUCAGCAUGUACCUGCCCGGGGCCGAGGUAAGCGACCAGAGCGCGCAGACCAGGCUACACAUGUCCGGCCACUACCAGAGCGCCGUGCCCGGGACGACGAUCAAUGGCACGCUGCCGUUAACGCACAUGUAAGAGACUCCAAACACAGAAAGAGAAGAAGAAGAAGAAGAAGAAAAAAAAAUAAAAACCACACAUGAACCUUUAUAAGAGAAACUCUGGACUACUUAACGUUGGACUAUUUUUGUACAGAAAAAUUUCGGGGUGGGAAAAGUUGUAUAGAAGUCUUCAAGAAAAAGGAAACCACUCUUUUUUUCUCUCUUUCAUUUUAAUAAGGAAGCUCUAGAGGAACGGUAGGAGAAGGCCCCCCCCCCCCUUCACUGGUGGGUGAAGUUUGGAAAUCUAGAAAGUGGGAGUCGCAAUCAAAUGUUUUAUUAUUGCAAUCACCUUUUGUACAGUAUUUAUCAAAGAAACAUUACAAUCAGAUGAAAUUGUUAAACUGCAAGAGGUUGCAUUUUUCUUUUCUUUUUUUUUUCUUUUUUAUAUAAAGCGACGCCAGUUCUGCAGAAAAUAUUAAAAUGGCAGAACUGGGAUUACAUGCUCCUUAAUUACUGCAAACAUUGGAAAGAAAAGGGACAUAAGAAGCAGGUAAUACUGUUUUUUUUUUCUUUUAAGGUCAAUAUUACUAAACAUUUGUUUUUAUUUUAUUUUACAAAAACAUGACACUUUUUUUCCCUGUCAUACAAUAUAGGUUGUUAAUUUAUAUUUCCGUCUCCCACUUUUCAUCUGUUAGAGAUAUGACGCUUGUGCUCUUUAUUUUCUAAUUGAUUUGUACAGUUUCUGUGUAUUUACUGUGACAUUUUAAGUUUUUAUUUCAAAAUCCAUUCCCGUAGUUGUAUUUUUAAAAAAUAAAAAAAAAGGAAAUUGUGGCCUGUACGCAGAAGCCAACCACCCCAUGUAUAUAUUACCGGAACUAAUACCAUCCUUAUAACAGUUACAAUUUCAGCUGAGUAUAUAUAUUUUUUUUCAAUAUGCAGUUUGAAAAUGAAUAAAUUUUGGAAAUUUGGAUACUUGAAA
This is a messenger RNA of Fundulus heteroclitus (mummichog), 2361 nucleotides long. RefSeq names its product SRY-box transcription factor 2 (gene sox2). The transcript has a single exon. Gene Ontology annotation, biological process: cell differentiation; regulation of DNA-templated transcription; anatomical structure morphogenesis. The record is from RefSeq and is a predicted model, not a curated record. Lineage: Eukaryota; Metazoa; Chordata; Actinopteri; Cyprinodontiformes; Fundulidae. Bases 451 to 1419 code for a protein of 322 amino acids. Gene Ontology annotation, molecular function: RNA polymerase II cis-regulatory region sequence-specific DNA binding; DNA-binding transcription factor activity, RNA polymerase II-specific.